Molecule: messenger RNA, 1133 nt
Organism: Polypterus senegalus (gray bichir)
Lineage: Eukaryota; Metazoa; Chordata; Cladistia; Polypteriformes; Polypteridae
Product: dual specificity protein phosphatase 13A family protein
Exons: 3
Coding region: 52-663 (203 amino acids)
Biological process (GO): negative regulation of MAPK cascade; protein dephosphorylation
Cellular component (GO): cytoplasm
Molecular function (GO): MAP kinase phosphatase activity; protein tyrosine/serine/threonine phosphatase activity
Source: RefSeq, a predicted model, not a curated record
GUAAGUGAAAUAACAGUCUCCGAGACUGAAGAGACACAAUCACUAGAAUAUAUGAAAAAAUCAAUAAUUUCUGAAAUGUCUGGAAAUGAAUUAUCAUCAACUAACAUAAAUGCAUCUUUUGAAAUUUCACAACCAGAACCUAAAACGCCAUCAGUUAAAGAAUUAGAGGAAAUACUGCACAGUGGGAAAACAUCAUGCAACCAUGCAGAUGAAGUGUGGCCAGACCUAUUUCUGGGAGAUAUGUUUCUGGCCCAUGACAGAUACAGUCUUUGGAAAAUGGGCAUCACACAUGUUUUGAAUGCUGCACAUGGUAAAAUGUGCUGCAAAGGAAGCCAUGACUUUUAUGGUACUACAGUGGAUUACUAUGGCGUCCCAGCUGAUGAUCUGCCAAACUUUGAUUUAAGCAAAUAUUUCUAUUCUGCUUCUGAUUUUAUACAUAAGGCUGUGACUUCUCCAGGAGCCAAACUUUUUGUGCAUUGUGCUGUUGGGGUGAGCCGAUCUGCUUCCCUAGUGUUGGCCUAUCUCAUGAUCUACCAUCAGUUUUCCUUAGUUGAUGCUAUUAAAAAAGUGAAAGAACACAGAUGGAUAUUUCCAAAUCGAGGAUUUUUAAAGCAGCUACAAACACUGGACAUGAAACUGCAAGAAGAAAGAAGUCAUUUUUAAAAGUGAAACUAGUUUAUUUUACUGCAUGCUUAAAAGUUUUAAUAUACUGUACCACCAUCUUCAGGUUUCUGUUCACUGUAUAUUUCUAACUUCCACAAAGCCCAUAAACCAUUUGUUGCUCUAAUGACCAGUUCAAGAAAACGCAAGCAAACCCUGGCUUUUUGGAGGUGGGAAGGUCUUUGGCAAAGAAUAUUGGCCUAAAUGUACGCAGAAGCAUCAAAAAAAUGUUUUUAGACACGUUAAAUCUUGUCUGUCAAGGAGACAAAGUAAAUAUACAGACAAGAGUUCUUAAUGCAUAGCUAUGUCCUUUAAGUCAGGUGUAAAAGUUUAUUACUUGGUGCAAAGACAAUUGCCUGCAUCUUAACAUCAGCAAAUCCAGUCAGUAUUUAAUGAGUGGAUGUAGAUGUGGUCCACUCCUACAAGUACUUUGGGUCCACAUUAAUGACAGGUUCAACCGUCUCUUAACACAG